This is a messenger RNA of Coregonus clupeaformis (lake whitefish), 17497 nucleotides long. Its product is annotated as histone-lysine N-methyltransferase 2A-like. The record is from RefSeq and is a predicted model, not a curated record. Bases 1 to 12942 code for a protein of 4313 amino acids. Gene Ontology annotation, molecular function: protein binding; DNA binding; zinc ion binding. NCBI's taxonomy places the organism in Eukaryota, Metazoa, Chordata, Actinopteri, Salmoniformes, Salmonidae. The transcript is spliced from 34 exons. Gene Ontology annotation, cellular component: histone methyltransferase complex; nucleus. Gene Ontology annotation, biological process: positive regulation of DNA-templated transcription.
AUGGCGCACAGCUGUCGGUGGCGGUUCCCCGCUCGGCCCGGAGGGAGCAGCAACUUAGGCACUGGGAGGAGAGCGGGCCGAAUCCGGAUCACUGCCUCCCUACGAAGUGGCACAGGGACCCACCCGAACACGGCUGGGCUCGGGCCCGGCUUUGAUGCUGCGUUACAGGUCUCCUCUGCUAUCGGUUGCAACCUGCAGAAAUUUCGGGAUGUUUUGGGGGAGUCGAGUGGUUCAAGCAGCGGGGAGGAAGGAGCAUUUGGAGGGUUUGGUACAGUCAGUGAACACCGACGAAUACAGAGUCAGUCAAGGACGUUGGCAGUUACUCCCACGCAGGAGAAGAAGCCCAGAGGCCGACCCCCGCGGGCCCUGAUUGCAAAGAAAGGGCCCGCAGGUGCCGGCCCUUCCCCCUCGCCUGCCUCGGGGAAACCCGAGGUCCAGGAGUGGCCUGCGGAGAAGGCCAAGCGCCUGCCAGGGAGGCCGCCUGGCUCUGGAGAGAAGAGGAGAGGCCGUCCUCCAGCCUCUGGCACCCAAAGGAGUUUGCAGGGCGGCAGCCAUACAGCCAAUGACAAUGACAGCAUGCAUUUGGGGCAGGAGCACUGCUCCACAUCUGCACACCGCAAGGACAGGGACGAGGAGAGGAAACCCACAAAGAGAACGCCCCUGGGCUCCGUGCAGCAGCAGGACGCAGAGGCCAAGCCUCCCAAAGUGAGCCGCGAGUCCAAGGUGACCAAACUGAAGCGGCUCCGUGAGGUCAAACUGAGCCCGCUCAAGGCCAUCGCCAGGAAGUGUGUGCCAGUUCCCGGCGUGCCCCGGCGCAGACGAGGACGACCUCCCUCUGCCGAGCGCCUCAAAGCCGAGGCUGCCGCCGCCGCUGCUGCCCAGGCCUCUGGUUCAGAUGAAACCAAACAAAAGGCCUUCAGGGUCCGCCGGGACAGAGAUACGGACCCCCACUCUCCUCAACAGCAGUCUAAGCUCAAGGCGUCCCAAGUUGCUGGGGAGGACGACAGCCUCGACGUCCACAUCUCCUCCCCGCCCUCCAGCCCGCUCCCCUCAUCCUCUCCCUCCAAGCUGGGCAGGCCGCUGAACCUGAGAACCAGCCCUCGCCAAAUCAAGCCUGUGCGGAUCGUUCCCCCCUCCAAACGCACUGACGCUGCAAUCGCCAAGCAGCUGCUGCAGCGCGCCAAGAAAGGUGCGCAGAAAAAGAAAUUGUUAGAGAAGGAGGUGGUGGCCAUAGGAGGCCAAGGGGUGGCAGCCAUGGAGGCGGGCAUCCGGAGGAGGAGGAGAACGCAGCUGAAGAACAUCAGGCAGUUCAUCAUGCCCGUGGUGAGCACCGUCUCGCUGCGCAUCAUCAAAACCCCAAAGCGCUUCAUCGAGGACGAGGGCAGCUUCGGCGCCCCUCACCCCCACAUGAAGAUGGCACGGUUAGAUGCUGUCCCUCCCCCCGUCGCUGCCCCCCAGCCCACCUCGGCCUCCUCCCCCAUGCGGGCGUCUACAGCUGCAGUCACCACUGCCGCUGCUACAGCCGUGACCGCAGCUCCGGUCGACACCCUCCCUCCCCCCGCCCCCGUCACACCCAGCAGGGCUACGGCCGUGGCGGCCGGCCUGCUCAACAACAACAACAGCUGCAACAGCACCAGCAACGGGCGCUUCAGCAGCAGCGCUGCCUCGUGCGGCUCCAGCGCCGUGUCCCAGCACUCCUCCCAGCUCUCGUCGGGCGAGUCGUCCCGCUCCAGCAGCCCCAGCCUGGACGACUCGUCUUGCGACUCCCAGGCUUCGGAGGGCACUCAGGCCCUGUCCGAGCAUGACGACGAGCGAGACCACUCCCCGUCCUCCCAGGGAGAGAGGGAGGGGGCCAUGCUGCAAACCUCCAGGCCGCCGUCAGAGCCCGAGCCGGAUCAGCGGGUUCUGAUUGAGAGGGGCCGGCGGGGCCUCGGAGGGCAGGGUGUGGGCAGGGGCAGCCUUGGGGCGAGGGGCAGAGGCAGCCUGGCCACCGGAGGGAAGAAAGCUAUCAUCAGCCCGGCCACGGGAGUGUUGAUGUCCAACUCUCAGCAGGCUGCCUCCACCGCCUCCUCGUCCCCCCCGCCCCCCCCUCUCCUUAGCCCCCCACAGCAGGCCCAGUCAGGCUCCAACACGGCAGAGCAUCACCCCCACUCCCCUUGGAUCCUGCCCCACCCGUUUCUCCAGGGCCCGUCAUUGGUGCUCUCCAGCCUGCAGGACAAGCGCAGGUCCAUCCUGAGAGAGCCCACCUUCCGCUGGACAUCUCGGUCUCGCACUGAGCAGCAGUACUUCUCCUCCGCUAAGUAUGCCAAGGAGGGCCUUAUCCGCAAGCCCAUCUUCGACAACUUCCGCCCUCCCCCUCUCACGGCCCAAGACGUGGGUCUAAUGCCCCAUGGCGCCAGUGCCGGGGGGGUUGCUCCAACGGGUUACCCCGCGCCAGGCAGUGGCGGCGGUUCUGGGACGGGCACCCGCAUGUUCUCUCCACUGCAUCACCACCACCACCACCAGCAGCACCCCUCGUCCCGCUUCGAGUCGCCGCCACUCCAGAAGCGUAGCCCACUGCUGCGCGCCCCACGCUUCACUCCCAGCGAGGCACACUCACGCAUCUUUGAGUCGGUCACCCUGCAGUCAUCAUCGGGGAGCAGCCCGGGUUCGCUGUCCCCCCUCCAGUCCUCCCCAAAGUCGGGCCGGUCGGUGAGACGCAGGAGGAGGACGACCCCGGGACCCCUGCACGGUCAACCCCGGUCCCCCUCACACUCAAUGACCACGCGUAGCAGCCAGCCAGGGGCCCCGCCAGGAAAAGGCCCCUCUGAAAUGUCUGUGCUGACAGGCUCUGUCUCCACCGGUGCCAGCAGCACCAGUAACUCCUCCAGCUCUCUGCCUGCUAGUGCCUUAAAGCCUGCCCCUUUCAGCACCUUCUCACCGGGCCCCCUGGGCCUCUCCAUACACGUUCCUUCCUCCUCCGAUGGACAUAGAGCAACCGGGAGCCUUGGUGGCGUUGCGGGUGGCAACUCCGCCUCUUGUUCCUCUUCUCAACUCUUCCCCCUCUUCACUUCCAGCCCCCAGGAGACGGGCCGCGGUGUCGGGAAAGGGGGGAGAGAGAGGAGCACCUCAGCUUCCCGGGACUCGGCUCCUGUCAAGGAGAAGGAAAGGGAGACGGAGAAAAGCAGAGAGCGCGAGAAAGAGAACAAAAGGGAGGGCAGAAAAGAUUGGGAGAGGAGAGGGAAGGCGUCCACUCCAGACUCCUCUCCCAAUAGGACCCCCAGCCUGUUUGCCGUGGAGGGGAGGGAAGGGGAGGAGUCUUUGACCUCCCUCGCUCCUAAAAAGACACCUGGGAGGAAGAAGUCAGCGUCCGUAGACUCGGGUACAGAGACGGCACCCGUAGACAGGGCUGUAGUCCACUCUAUUCCCCUUAUCUUGACGAAGGGCCGCCUUUCCAAAAAGAGCCGACCCUCGGAGAGGGGGCCAGAGGCUGAGCUUGGGGAGAAGGAGAAAACAAGUGCCCCUGCCCAGCAGACAGGCCUUCCCCCAGGACAGACCGGCAGCAAGAAGCCCCCGGCGGCCCCAUCCCUGGGCUCCAUGCUGGCGCACGCCGAGAAGCAGCCUGUGGCCGACAAGCGGGUGGCGGGCCUGCUGAAGAAGGCCAAAGCGCAGUUGUUCAAGAUUGAGAAGAGCAAGUCACUGAAGUCUCCAGACCAUCCUAAAGUUCAGAGCCAGGAGAGCGACUCUUCGGAGACGUCGGUGCGAGGGCCGCGCAUCAAGCACGUGUGUCGGCGUGCCGCUGUGGCCCUGGGCCGUAACCGGGCCGUGUUCCCCGACGACAUGCCCACCCUCAGUGCCUUGCCGUGGGAGGAGAGAGAAAAGAUCCUGUCUUCCAUGGGGAACGAUGACAAAUCUUCAGUGGCGGGCUCGGAAGAGGCGGAGCCCCAGUCCCCUCCCAUCAAACCGGUGAUGAGGCACACCAAGAUCAUCCAGGAGGGAGGGGCGGCGCCCAGGAAGGGGCGGCGGUCACGGCGCUGCGGGCAGUGUCCCGGCUGCCAGGUCCCCGAGGACUGCGGAGUCUGCACCAACUGCCUGGACAAGCCCAAGUUCGGGGGCCGCAAUAUCAAGAAGCAGUGUUGCAAGGUCCGAAAGUGUCAGAAUUUGCAGUGGAUGCCUUCCAAGAUUUUUCUCCAGAAGCAAGUGAGAGGCAAAAAAGACAAGAAGAAGAACAAACUGUCUGAAAAAAAGGAGGCGUUACACCCCGUCAAGGGCCCAACGAGCACGGAGCCCAGUCUCAAACAGGCCCCGCCCCCUUUGAAGGAGGAGCCCCCUCGAAAAAAGAGUGAAACCCCUCCCCCGAAGCCAGGUGAGGAGAAGCAAAAACAGCCGCCGUUGCUGCCACAGUUGCAGUCCCCCCCAGCCGACAACCCUACCCCCCCAAACGACCAGGUCCCCAGCUGCGCCACUGCCCCUGGGCAAGACCAGAAACAUCCUGCAACGGCACCCACAGGUGCUGCUUGUAGGAAGGAACGCAAGACGCAGCAGCCCACCCCUCCUUCCUCCCCUUCCUCCUCCUCUUCCUCAUCGUCCUCCUCACUCCAGAGCUCCCCCUCCCCACCAACACCCCAGCCCCAGCAGCCCCCACAGCAACAGCAGAGGCCACAGCCCACCCAGGGGCCUGCAAAAAAGGAGGGAGGAGGGGCUCCCAAGUCUCCACCCACAGAAGCCAAGAGGAAGCCCCAGCAGCAGAGCUUGGCCACGCCCAUCACAGACACCGCACCCGAAGGGAAACAAAUGAAGAAACCAACUCCUCGCUCUGUCCCGCCACCACCUAAACCCACCAAACCAAAAGAGAAGCAGAAGCCGUUGGCAACCAAACCUGAGAGCAGUACUUUAAACUUGCUGAGCACUCCCUCGACUGGGGGCACCGCCAAGCAGAAAGUGCCCUGCGACGGAGUGCACAGAAUCAGAGUGGAUUUUAAGAAGGACCAUGACGUGGAAAAUGUGUGGGCCACGGGCGGCCUCAGCCUCCUCACCUCCGUGCCAAUCACCCCGCGGGUUGUCUGCUUCCUCUGUGCUAGCAGUGGCAACGUCGAGUUUGUCUUCUGCCAGGUGUGCUGCGAGCCCUUUCAUCUCUUCUGCUUGGGGGAGACUGAGCGCCCUCUGGAGGAGCAGUGGGAGAACUGGUGUUGCCGCCGCUGCCGCUUCUGCCACACCUGUGGCCGCCAGCACCAGAAGACUAAACAACUUCUGGAGUGUGAGAAGUGCCGAAACAGCUAUCACCCCGAGUGCCUGGGGCCCAACCAUCCCACCAGACCCACCAAGAAGAAACGAGUCUGGAUCUGCACCAAGUGCGUUCGCUGUAAGAGUUGUGGGGCCACAAAACCUGGGAAGGCCUGGGACGCCCAGUGGUCACAUGACUUUUCCCUAUGUCAUGACUGUGCCAAACUCUUUGCUAAAGGUAACUUCUGCCCCCUUUGCGAUAAGUGCUAUGACGAGGACGACUACGAGAGCAAGAUGAUGCAGUGUGGGAGGUGCGACCACUGGGUCCACGCCAAGUGUGAGAACCUCACAGACGAGAUGUACGAGCUGCUGUCCAAGCUGCCAGAUAGCGUGGCCUACACCUGCACCAAUUGUACGAAGCGCCAGCCGGCCGAGUGGAGGACGGCCCUGGAGAAGGAGCUGCAGGGCUUGGUGCGCCAGGUCCUCACCGCGCUGCUCAACUCCCGCACCUCUACACACCUGCUCCGCUACAGACAGGCUGUGAUGAAGCCGCCUGAGUUGAACCCCGAGACGGAGGAGAGUUUACCCACUCGCCGCUCCCCCGAGGGGCCCGACCCCCCGGUCCUGACCGAGGUCACUCCCCCCAACGACUCCCCCCUCGACCUGGAGUCGGUGGAGAAGAAGUUGGCCGCUGGGCGCUACAAGUCUGUGCUUGAGUUCAGUGACGACAUAGUGAAGAUCAUCCAGAUGGCCAUCAACUCCGACGGCGGGCAGCCGGAGAAUAGGAAGGCCAAUAGCAUGGUCAAGUCCUUCUUUAUCCGGCAAAUGGAGCGUGUGUUCCCUUGGUUCAAAGUCAAGGAGUCCAGAUUCUGGGAAACACACAAAUUCUCCACCAACAGUGGCCUCCUCCCCAACGCCGUGCUGCCCCCCUCCCUGGACCACAACUACGCCCAGUGGCAGGAGCGCGAGGAGAUCGCCCGCGCCGAGCAGCCCCUCAGGAAGAAGAUCAUCCCGGCCCCUUGCCCCAAGACCCCCGGAGAGCCCGAGUCCUCCAACACAACCCCCCCACCCCGGCCUCUACUUCCUCCACCACCCCCUAUGCUCCACGACCUGAGCUGUGAAGACAGUCCUGAGCUGCUCCCACCCCCUGGCGUCAGCGACAACCGCCAGUGUGUGCUGUGUCUCAAGUACGGGGAUGAUAACACCAACGAGGGCGGCAGACUGCUGUACAUCGGGCAGAACGAGUGGACCCACGUGAACUGUGCCCUGUGGUCAGCCGAGGUGUUCGAGGAUGAUGAUGGCUCUCUGAAAAACGUCCACAUGGCCGUGAUCCGAGGGAAACAGUUGCGCUGCGAGAACUGCCAGCGUCCCGGCGCAACAGUGGGCUGCUGCCUGACCUCCUGCACCAGAAACUACCACUUCAUGUGCGCCCGGCAGCGCCACUGUGUCUUCCUGGAGGACAAGAAGGUCUACUGCCAGCGACACCGGGACCUCAUCAAAGGAGAGGUGGUGUCUGGCUUCGAGGUCACGCGGAGGAUCCUGGUGGACCUGGAGGGGAUCAGCUUGCGGAGGAAGUUCCUGACCGGCCUUCAGCCGGAGAACAUCCACAUGAUGAUAGGCUCCAUGACCAUCGAUUGCCUUGGAAUACUGACCGAGCUCUCGGAUUGCGAGCGCAAACUCUUCCCCAUCGGUUACCAGUGUUCCAGGGUGUACUGGAGCACUCUAGACGCCCGGAAGCGUUGUGUCUACACCUGCAGGAUCUUGGUGUGUCGUCCCACUGUGGUGGAGCCUGACCUGAAGAGCGCUCUUCCAGAGGAGAACCGCACCAUCUCACACAGCCCUUUUACUCCCAUCUUAGAUAAAGUCCUGUCUCCGGUGCCCGACCCUUUUGACUCCCUGAAGCCCUCCGACCGCCUGUCCCUGCUGCCCUCCAGCCCCAAUCCUCCUAAAGUUUACACACGGAACAGGCACCCUAGCUACCCCCCAUGCCAGCGCUCCCCUGGCUCCAGACCACUUCCAUCCCCAGGCGGUUUCUCCCAGUCGGCCCAUGAGAUUGUGACGGUGGGGGACCCCCUUCUGAGUUCCGGCCUAAGGAGCAUUGGCUCCCGUCGGCACAGCACCUCCUCCCUUUCCCCCCAACCCAGACAGAAGGUAGUUUCCCCUCCACAGGCCGGGGCGGCUGCCGCCAUGAACCAAUUAGCCCUGUUCUCCUCUUCCGCUCCUUCCCCUGCGCACUCCUCUGCCUCCAGAGACCUGGGUCUGAGGGACACAGAGAAGGGGAAGCUGCCCGCCAGCGGCGUCCGAACGCAGAGCCGCGAGACUAGCUCACUCAGUCCUGGAGGUCAACACAGCAGACACCACCACAGCAUCUCUGAGAUGAAGACAGACGGUGGGAAAGAAAGUGCGCCUGGCAAGCAGGCUGUGGGAGUGAACCCCAAAUUUUCCCCAAUUGCGCCAUGGAUGGCAGGAGUAAGCCAGGCCUCCCCACCAACAGGUACGGCCAGCAACCGCAAAUCCCAGGCGGAGAAGGGGAAGCCGGGCGUGAAGGACCCAGACCUGUCGGCUGGUGUCACGCUCCUCUCCCGCCACUGUGUCACCACGACCCUGUCCAAGGACAGAGGUGGUAGUAGUAGCAACCCGGCCAAGGAGGGAAGUGUGACCUUGGCGCAAGCCUUUAAAGAUGCUGGUAAAUUGGGGUCUCCCCAGCCCCCGUUCCUCAAAAGCGGUGGGAGGAAGUCCCAGGACUAUCUGUCGGGGCCAGCCCCUGCCGCAGCCAUGAAGCCCCUGUGGUCUUCGGGGGCCACGGCCGAGGAUGACAUCAUCAAACGGGGCUCCCAAGCCACCCCGGCUGUCCCCUCCAGCCACGUGGCCCCCACCACCAAAGACAAGCACUCCAAAGUCCGAACCAUCGACAGCCGAGAGGCAUCUAAAGAGAGGGAGAAGACCCCUCAGAACAGCAACAAGAACCUCACGCUCAAUAACAACAAUGCUAAAGAGACUGGUGGAACCACUAACGCUCCAACCCCGACCUCUCAGAACAGCAACAGCAAGGCCGCAACCCUUGGCAACAACACCAAAGCCAUUGGCAAGCAAGAGGUGGAAAAGCUGGAGAAUCAAGGAAGAGGGCGAUCUUCAAAGAGCAGGGAUAGAUUCUCCAGCCCUGAGAAGAACAGCUCCAGCCUAGAGGCCAUCAAGCAGCCCAGGUUAGCCUCAGAGAGAAGCAUGAGGGCUUCGCAGGUUCAAGCAAGAGUAACAGCCAACGAAGUCGCGGCUGCUAGAGACAAGAAGCGGGCUAUAGUCAAGGCGUCUUUGACGCCGCUGAAGACUGACCCGAACGGGACCAACACCGUGAGCACUUCCUCUGACUCCUGCACCACCACUUCCAUCUGUCCCGCGGGUCAAGAGGGACCCCCCCACCGCAGGUCUUCCUGCUCCACGCUCUUCUCCCCGUCAGCCUGCUCUGAGAGCUCCGAGUCAAACAGCCCGCCACCGCACCCUGAGGACCGCGAGGAGAAGCGCCUCCUGGCUCACUGCGCCGAGGACGAGGGGACCAGCGACAGGGACGACCACGCCCUGCUGGAGGAGGAAGGCGGCGGCCGGGACAAACACCACGAGGACGACAGUGACUGCUCAGGCUCGGCCAAGCGGCGUUACCCGAGGCGCAGCGCCAGGGCCCGCUCCAACAUGUUCUUCGGCCUGACUCCUUUCUACGGGGUUCGCUCUUAUGGAGAGGAGGAUAUCCCCUUCUACAGCAGCGACGGGCCCGGGAAGAGGAGGACCGGGGGCAGUAGGCGCUCAGCCGAAGGCCAGGUGGACGGGGCAGACGAUAGGAGUACCUCCUCGGGGGACAGCGGAGAAGAAGAGGAAGGGGGAUUCAACCAGUGUUCUAACAAGGAUCCGUACUAUUACAACUUCACCCGCACCAUCAUCAACCCUGGCCCUGUGAUGCCCUCAAUCGAGGGGAUUGACCAGUGCCUGGGGAGGGGCUCUCAGCUGCAGCGCUUCCUGAAGGACGAGGCAGAGGAGGAGGAGAGGGUCGUCGCCGCUGUAGAUGAAGGAGUUCCCACCCGGAGCCUCCUGGGCCACCAGCAGAUCGGCCAGCUGGAUGGCAUUGACGACAGCUCAGAGAGCGACGCCAGCGCGAGCACCACCAACACCACCACCACGGCCACCGCAGCGUCCUCUUCCCACAAGAGCACAGGAAAGAGGAAGGGCAGAGAGAGGCACACGGAGAAGCUGGAGCACGACUCUGGGAAGGAGGCGGACAACAGCAGCGGAGGGGGUGGGAGCAGCGGGAGCAGCAGCGGGAGCAGCAGCAACAACAGCCGAGAAGGCAGGAAGAGCCAGAAGGACAACUCCCUCCCUCUGGGUGGGGUGAAGUCGUCCCAGAGACAGGACCCCCUGGAGGCCCAGCUCUCACUUAGCACUGACCUGCUCAAGUCGGACUCGGACAACAACAACAGCGACGACUGCGGCAACAUCCUGCCCUCGGACAUCAUGGAGUUUGUCCUCAACACGCCCUCCAUGCAGGCCCUCGGGCAGCAGCCUGAGGCCUCCUCAUCUGAGCUUCUCUCCCUGGACGAGGGCUACGGGGUGGGUGUCAACCGCCGCAAAGACAUCCUCUUUGAGGACUUCCGCCAGCCGCUGGCCAGCGCUGAGCCCGUGGAGAGCGGGGUGAGCACGUCCAUCUCGGUGGAAGAGCCGUACGGUCUGCCCCUGGAGCUGCCCUCUGACCUCUCUGUCCUGACCACUCGCAGCCCCACGGUCAACAACCAGAACCACGGCGGCCUCAUCUCGGAGGGCUCGGAGCGCACCAUACUGUCCCUGGCAGCCUCGGACGAGACCAUCACGGAGAAAGGAGGCGGGGACAAGCAGCAGAGCGGAGUGGCCGGCGUGUCCCCUGAGAGCCAGCAGGAAGGAAGUGGAGGUAGCCGAGAAUCUCAGGUAAGAGAAGGUCACAUGACCCCGGAGCAGUUUGAGCACAUCACCAGUCCCUCCCUGAGCCAAGUGGUAGAAGCGGGUAAGCAGGAUCUAACCAGGAGCUCUGGGACCCCUGUCCUACCCAGCUCCCCCACCCUGCCUCUCCAGGGACAGAAGUACAUCCCUGCUGCGUCUUCAGUCAGCCCCGGACCCUCCCAGGUGACCAGCACGGCCGUCCAGACCACCUCUCAUUUAAAACCAGGCCCGGAAAAACUCAUAGUGGUCAACCAGCUGGUCAACCAGCAUCUACAACCCCUCUACGUCCUACAGACUCUCCCCAAUGGUGUCACUCAGAAGAUCCAGAUCACCCCAUCGGUCAGUGCAACAGGAGUCAUGGAUACCAUGACUCUAACCACAGGACUCACCACCGGGAGAACCACCUCCCAGCCCAUCUUUCCUGCUGGGGGUAAAGUGUUGGGCACCAUGUCCCAUCACCCUCAGAUCCAUACUUUCACCGGCACCACCCAGACGGGCUUCCAGCCUGGCAUUCCCAGCACCACCUCCGGCCUCCUGAUCGGUGUGCCCUCCCACGAGCCCCAGAUCCUGGUGACCGAGGCCGGACGGAGGCACGACCUGGCCCCCAACGUGACCAUCGUGUCCAGCGCCGCCUCCAUCUCCACGUCCUCAGUCGUGCUCGCGUCUGGACAUGGCAAGAAGCGACCCAUCUCCCGUCUCCAGCCGCGGAAGACCAAGAAACUGGCCCGCUCCAGGAGCCAGCCCACCCUGGCCCCGUCUGAGGUAAGACCCAACAUGACUCUGAUCAACCUGUCCUCGCCACAGAUGGCUCAGUCCGGACUGGUCGAGCUGGGCACCCUGACCACGGCUGCCACCACUUCUCACCGCAAUGUCCCCAACAUUAUCAAGAGACCCAAAUCGGGAAUCAUGUACUUUGAGCCCAUCCAGCAGAGGAUGCCUCUUCCCAGCGGGCAGCCUGGCAUCCUGGGCCACGACUCCUCCACCCACCUGCUGCCCUGCACCGUCUCAGGGCUCAAACCCAACCAGUCAGCAGUGCUGAACAUGGUGUCCAUGGCUCAGCCCAGCGGGCCCGGAGGCCUCAUUGCACCAGGCUCUGUCUCUCUCAGCACCCCGGUGCUCAGCUCUGCCGAAAUCACGGGACCCAUCAGCAGCCUCCUCUUCAAAGCCAGCCCGCACAACCUGGGCCUUCCGGAGCAACAGAUGCUCCUCCAGUCUGGAGCUCCUCUGAUGUCCCAGCUGUGCAGCCCCUCCCAUCAGACCAUCAGCAUGUCUGUCAGCCAGCAGGUGGACCCGGAGAGCGGUGCCUUCCAAAGGCAGCAACACCCGCCAAACGCCAGCGGACAACCUGUGGCUCUGGUCCCCAGCCCGGUCUCACAGGACUCCGGCAAAGGACACCCGGUUGGAGUGUUCUCUCAGAGUUCCUGCUCUCAAAACUCAAGCACCAUGCCUAUAUCCAGGUCCUCAUCAGAGCAGAAACAAGAGCUGAAGUCUAGUUCUGCAGCAACGGCAUCCACGGGUUCGGCGAAAGGAAAGCAGAAAGCCAAGCGGACGAGGCAGAGUCCAGACAAGGCCAGCGGGAAGAAACACAAGGGUUGGCAGGCAGAGCCUCCUCGGGAGACUCAGGGAGACCGGGCCACCUCCACUCCUGGAUCUAGAGAGCCAGUCUCUCCCGAGCCCAUGGACACAGGCAAACCCAGAGAGAGGGGCACCUUCAAAAGUGUUUAUUCUGGCAAGUCUGCUGAACCUCCUGCUCUAACCAGUAAAACCAGUGAGUUCCCUGAGGAGAAAGGCGAGACCACCGCUGGCUCUCUACUGGUGGCCAUCCCUGACCAGGAGUGUAUCCGCAGGGACUCUUCUAUGGACAGCAAGCCCAAGAAGGGACUCAUCUUUGAGAUCUGCAGCGAUGACGGCUUCCAGAUCCGCUGCGAGAGUAUCGAAGAGGCCUGGAAGUCCCUGACAGAUAAAGUCCAGGAGGCCCGCUCCAACGCCAGACUCAAAGAGCUCUCCUUUGAAGGAGUGAACGGUCUGCGGAUGCUGGGGGUCCUCCACGAUGCUGUGGUGUUCCUACUGGAGCAGCUGUAUGGUUCCAGGCACUGUCGCAACUACCGCUUCCGCUUCCACAGGCCCGAGGAGGCCGACGAGCCCCCCAUCAACCCCCAUGGCUCGGCCCGCGCCGAGCUCCACCACAGGAGGUCUGUGUUUGACAUGUUCAACUUCCUGGCCUCCAAGCACCGCCAGCCUCCCGAGUACAACCCCCACGAGGAGGACAAGGAGGUGCAGCUCAAGUCUGCUCGCCGGGCCACCAGCAUGGACCUCCCCAUGCCCAUGAGGUUCCGACACCUGAAGAAAACGUCCAAGGAGGCGGUGGGGGUCUUCAGGUCAGCCAUACAUGGCCGAGGUCUGUUCUGCAAGAGGAGCAUCGACGUGGGGGAGAUGGUGAUCGAGUACUCGGGCAACGUCAUUCGCUCUGUCCUCACCGACAAACGGGAGAAGUACUACGACGGCAAGGGCGUUGGCUGUUACAUGUUCCGCAUUGAUGACUACGAAGUGGUGGACGCCACCGUGCACGGCAACGCCGCCCGCUUCAUCAACCACUCGUGCGAGCCCAAUUGCUAUUCGCGCGUCAUCAACGUGGACGGGCAGAAGCACAUCGUCAUCUUCGCCACGCGCAAGAUCUACCGUGGCGAGGAGCUCACCUACGACUACAAAUUCCCCAUCGAAGAGCCGGGCAAUAAGCUUCCAUGCAACUGCGGAACCAAGAAGUGCCGCAAGUUCCUCAACUAGCCCCCCACUCUGCCGUGUGACGGUAGUGGUGUUGGCGGCCCUUCUCCCACUCUGCCAUAGCGGUCCCCUCGACUAGCGUGGAGCCAUCCAUGCACUGCCAGGUCUUAGAGUGCAGAGUGAUGCUUCCAGUACUGCCCUCCCUUGUUGCUGUGUGGCUUGGGCAGAAAGAGGCGAGCUACAGACUGGGUUAAGUUCGAUACGAGCAGGUCUCUGUUUUGGGGAGGGACAUUUUUGAAAGAGAACAACUUAUUAUUGUGCCUCUGGUUGUUUUGGUUUACUUUUGGAUCGAAUGGUUUCAGACUCUGAGAAGUCAAAGGAAAUGGUAACUGUGUAAGUAAGAUUAGCAAUUUUCAACGUUUUCUGUCUCUGAACGUAACAAAAAUAUUUUUUUUAAAUUGCCCUUUCAUUAUGAAUUUUAUCACCUCACAUUUAUUUUUCUAGAGAUGAUAUCUCAAUUCUGUGUGAGCAUAGAAUCCAUUGAUUAUGUUCACAUGAAAAAGAAAAUGAUUGCCACCUUGUAAGAGUUACAUUUUACACACCAAAGUGCAAUUUGUGGAAGGGAAUCUUCUCUGCAGUUUAGGAAAAAAACGAGGACGUAUUAUAACUGAUCAGAGGACGCUUUUCUCUUGACCUCAUCUGUUUAUACACAUCUAUCUGCCUGUCGGAAUGUGCAUCCUGUGCAGCCUUCGGAAUAGCCGCGAUACCAUAAAGCUUUGCUUGGGCUGCUUCGCUGUGUAUUAAAAGACACUGUAAAUAGUUCUUAUGCCUGUCCAGAGCAACAAGUCGCAAGAUGUGUUAGGAAGAGAAACACUAGAGGGAGCCGGGGUCAAAGCGAUAGAAAGAAAGAAGCCUGUAGAUGAUUUAUUUUCAAGUGUUAUGUUAUUGCUAAUUAAUGCUAACCGUGAGUGUACUUGUACUGAGUCAUUGUCAGAGACGUAGUAGAAGUCGGGCGGUGGUCAUUAGAUAGUCGUAGCCGUGACUAGCAAGCUUGGCUGAGAUUCUGGUGGACUGACAGCUGAGGGACAAACUUUUAUUUAGUUUUUUGCUUUAGUAAAUGUUAUUGUUUGUUUUGUAUCGGAAAAGGAUAAAGGCAGAGCCAUCGAUUUGUAUCGCAGGUAUGCACACGUUAUGUCUUUUGAAAUGUGGUUAGAACUGAGUCCGGAAUUACAGCAAUGAGAACCAAACGUCAUCCCCCUGAAUCUGAUUUCCCCUUAAGCCCAUUUGAAGAUUGAAAUUAUUCCUAUUAUGGCCCAUUUCAUUAAUUACUGUUGCAAAGGAAUAGUUUUUUUAUUUGUUUCGAAUCGAGUCAUUUGAAGUCUUGUCUCUUCUGUCCCUUUUUGUUAUGGGCAGAAACAUAUCAUGCUUGAGUUGAGAAUGUAAAUAAUAUGUAUAUUUUUCUAUACAAACGACAAAAAAGCACUCACUAGUGAAUAGCACUUAAUGUUAUAAAAUUGUAUUUAUAUUGUUAAGAAAUCGUAUUUAUUUUAUUGCCAUUUUUGUAGGAAAUAGAGGUUUACAUACACUAAUGCUUGGUCUCUACAUUUUUAUUGAGCUGCCUUUUUCAAAGCGGUUUUUUCGUUGCUGUUAAUUUUAUUUGUAGCCUGAAUGUUUCUUUUUGGAUUCCAAAGACUGAAGCUGUCGCUCCCCGCUGAGCCCAGUCCACCAGUAGCUCUAUUCGCCAAUCUGUCAAUCAAGGACAUUUCCAUUGACUGCCUGUUAGCAGCAUGACAUUAUUAUAUGCCCUUGAGGGAGUCCAUUAGAGUGCUCAUCUAUUAGAAUAGCGGUCUCUCCUUUUCCCAGCCUUAAUACCACACGGAGGCUCCAGCCAGGCCAUUCAGACCUGGGCGUCUCACCGUGCGUAAUUGUUCACUUUCCGCUUUUUUCAAAAAAAUUCUCUCAAAAUGUCAGCGUCUCCCUUUUGGGAUCAAACGCACUCCAAAAUCCGCUAACUGUAAGGACAUAAAACAUGGUUUAACGCUUAUAGCCACAUCAGUGCUCCAAGAUUCCCCAUGGAUUGCACCUCCAUGGUUUCGUUCUGUCAAAGUGGUGCCUUCAUAUUAAUACUGUCAAUGUUUUAUCAUGUUUCUACUUGACUCCCUCGUAAAGUACAGUAUUUGUUUUAUGGCAUUUACAUGAGACAGUCUACACAUGGAAAGCUUUUUAGAAGCUCGGUAGAAGCUGAUAAAGUUAGGAAAGGUUAGAAGAGGCUAACCGUUACCAUUGACCACAAUACAACCUCUGUGUAGGAGUUCAUCAUGCGCUCGCUUGAUCUCUCGCUUUGCCUUAGUUGUAACUGAGCACGCUUUGUUUAGAGAAUUCUGUGACUCGUAAAUUAACAGUAGUAGAUUGACAGAAGUAGUCCCAGUUUUGGUGGGAAUGGGGACAUCAGUGUACAAAAAGUGGAUAGGUUGAUGACAGGCAAGUAUUUCCUUGCAUACCUCGAACGAAGCUCACCAAAUUGCUGCUUUGUGCAACUCUGGCUCCAGUUGUCCUAUAGCGAGCCACUUCAGGCCAGUGACUUUAUUUGUCCCUUUUGUUAUGUUUUUGGUUUGUAAUCCGUUUUGCCUCGUACUCUGUUGACUUUAUAUCUUGUAAGGCCGUCGCAGAAUCUCUCCAACCCUUACCCUGCCCAGGCUGUGAAGUGAAACCAUAACUUUGCCAACACAUUGCACUUCAACUGUGACAGAGGCACUGACUAAACAUGGGAAACGACUUUCUACUCCUUGUAAACCCAUUGGGUUCCUAUGUUUUAAAAACCACAAGCACAGAUACUGUUUGUAAGCUUCCUUAGGAAUUAUGGCCCCCAGCAAAGUGCACUUCUGCUCGACCUUACACCAAUUGUGUCAGGGACGUUCAGAGUGCAAGGACCACUCUGGAGGCCAACAGUGUGCACUCUCCUCAACCUCCUUGCAGCCUGGGUUUUGCCAGCUAUUUCAGGGAUACAGUUUUGGUUCAGCUCUCGCUGUCCUCCCAUCCUGGCUAGCCUUAGGGUGAGGCACAGGGUCAUGCUGAAUUCUGCUGCUAGGUCUUUAAUGAAUGUAUAUACAAAAACUGAAUUGUGAUGAUUUCUGAUAUCAACUACGUUUGUUUUUGAGUUUAAAAAACCCCCACAAAAAGACUGGGAAGAUGACCUCAAAGGACAAUUUGUUCGUUUCAUUUCAGAGGGAAAAAAUUGAGGGAAGGCAUUCUAGCUUAACGUCGAAAGGUCACACUGCAUAAACUAAGACUUCAAAGAUGGCUUUGGUAAUCCUUUUACUAAUCCCAAAGGCUCUGUCUCUUGACUCCUCUACAGAUCCAUAGCAGUAAAGUGUAAAGUUUCAAUACUUGGUGAACAACAACAACCCAUUAGUCAAGUGUUUUAAAUGGUAGAUAGACUCUGUUGUUUCUUUGACUUCAUAAUACCAUGCCACACCAGUGGCCCUUUUCCUUCACUUGUAAUUAUGCUAUAUAUACAUAAAAACAUAUACCGAAACAGAAAUAAUAACAUGUACUUCAGUAUCUAUACAAUAUACGGAAUGAACAGACAAACUUAGUUACAGUAGCAAACAGCAGGUUUAUAAUGGUUAAUAGCAAUGUUCAAUGUACUCCUAUAAUGGUUUUGUGUUACAGUAUCAGUUUAGAAUAACUAACGUACAUCAUCUUUGUAUAUUGAUAUCCAGUACCAGUUUUCCUGUGCCUGUGUACGUUCCAUUGGCAGGAGCGUUGCAGUUUCUUUAAUUUUUUUUGCGAAAAGAAACAGUAUUUAUGUGAUAAGAUGUAUAACGUGGUUGUGAACUUCUUGAAGUCAGCCAUUUUGUUUUGUGUUUUGAUUGUUGUAGUGAAUGUUUUUAUUCUUUGUACAUUUUUAACAGGGAUUUUAGACUGCUUACUUGAUGUGGUAUAAUUGAGUUGAGUUUGUGGAGACCAGGAAAAAAUGAAUCCCACCAAAAAUGUUAUUUUACCGUCUUCCAUGUCUCCCUUACCACCCCUCUCUUCGGAAGCUUUGGUUGUACUUAUCAUGUACUGUUUUAUAGAAAGAGAUGAUGAAAAUACGUUUUAUUUAUUUAUUUUGUGUAUUGGAACAUCCAUGAAUUUAUUUGCAGGUCAAGGUAGUUGCCGGAACCUGCUUGAAAGAAGUUGGGGGAAAAAAUACUUAACUGUAUUUGUAAUUUUAUAAUUGUUCCUUGUGUAUAGAACUUAUCAGCCUGAGAUGGGACGUGGCAUCAAGGGGACUUGGCGGUAAGACUUGGAAACGGUUAAACGGCUCUCUUCUUAUGCCUUGAAUAUACCUUUGUCUUAUUAACACUUCCUCCUGAACGCCAUGAGAAUAAUAAUGAUGAUAAUAAUAGUAUUUUCCCCUAUUAGUCGUACAUCAGUGUUCUCUCAUGUGUCACAGAAAUGAAGGAAAGUCAAACCACAUUAGUAAACCACAAACUACUUAAGGUUGAAUGUAUAAUUAGGAAACAAAAUUGUACAUAACUGUAAAAAGAAAAGUUUCUAAUCAUGUUUAUUUUCUAUGCACUUUUUUUUAUUUAAGUGAUAGUUUAAAUAAUAAACAUGUCCCGUUUACAUUUUA